This is a messenger RNA of Zeugodacus cucurbitae (melon fly), 4853 nucleotides long. RefSeq lists its product as uncharacterized. NCBI's taxonomy places the organism in Eukaryota, Metazoa, Arthropoda, Insecta, Diptera, Tephritidae. Gene Ontology annotation, molecular function: RNA-DNA hybrid ribonuclease activity; nucleic acid binding. Bases 3449 to 4840 code for a protein of 463 amino acids. The transcript has 2 exons. The record is from RefSeq and is a predicted model, not a curated record.
UUCCGCCCUAUGUCGAUCUAUUUCUGAUAAUUAAGCUACAAGGCAUACAACGAAAUUGCGAACAGGUUGAAUGUUCUAGAAAAGUAGUAUUUAAUACCUUAAAGAAUAUCAAAAAUUUUAAAACUGUUGCCAAUGUAAAACAAGGCCCAGCAGAAAAAAAACCGCAUAAUAGCAUCCCUCUUCCGUUAUUAAAAUAACACGUAUAUUCAGCAUUAAGUCCCCUAGAAUAACGAAAAGUUUUGGUAGUUAUAUAAGUUAAGGUUAAGAUAUCAACAAAGAACCUUUUCUUCGUGGAGAAAGCAAAAACAGUAACUCAACUACGAGCCUAUGAAGUUAGGUCACUCGAAACAAAGUGGGAUACUAAAAAAUCAUUGAGUAAAAAUCAAUAAAGCGAGUAGCAUCAAUGAUACGAUAAAAAAGCAUUUUUACUAAUUAGCGCGCAACCAUGUGGGGAUUCUUGGACUGUUAUUUAAGGACGCAAAAGAAGACUACUUAUCAUGUUGUUUUACAUGAGUGAAGAAGAAAAAUAAACUUCUAAAAUAAAACCGCAUUCCCAGGUGUAAAUAGGAUAGGACACAUGUGCAAAUUCAGCACCGAAAAAUAACUACAACACCUGUAUAUUAAUACAAAGGGCAUAAAAGCGUUAUUGUAAUAAAUUGGCUACUACAAUAUGAAAAUCACCUUUGUCGAUGCCAUAUAUCCUGUAGUCUCAUACGAUGCCUCUAUAUAGAAUAACAGCACAUUAAAAGAACUUAUUUCCAAUAAUGCAGGGGUAAAUACAUACUUACUACCUUUAAGGUAACAACUUAUUAUUAACUCAACAAGUAAAUGAAAUAAAUACAAUAUUAGGUGAUGCUGGAUUAUCUCUAGAAACAUUAUUUAAUCACUUUAUAUCUAGCUGCAGAAAGUGGAACUCCAGAGAGCAGAUACAAUAAAGUUCAUUGCAAGGCCAGAAACGUUAUUGAAAGAACUUUUGGAGUUUUAAAGUCCAAAUUCUGAUAUUUAUUUUCCGAAAAAUGCCUGCAUUAUACACUCUAAAAAGAAACGUCUAUAAUAAAUUAUUGUUGUUCUAUUUACAAUAUCGGUCGUCGUUACGAUUCGAGUUUUGCAGAAAAUGACAUUGACGACGAUAGUGGAGAGAUUGUAAUAAAUGCAGGAUGGGAACCCACGACAACUAAUCGACUAGCUCAAGAAAUUAGAAAUGAUAUAAUGAGUUACUUUACCUUACAAUGUUUUAAUUUUGUUAAAUACGAAAUAAAGACCUCAAUUUCAAUUUAAUAAAAAUCAUAAUAAUCUUAUUUACAGUAGUUUUCCGAAAUAACGAAUAUUCGUUUUAACGAAAACCGCUUAUAACGAACAAGCAAAUAUGUUACAUUGAGUACCUUAAAUAACGAAUAUGUGGGAGUCAGAAUAAGUCCAUUUUGGAAGAAUUUACUGGAUUUGAAUUGUUUUGUUAUCGUUUUUCAUUUUUUAACAAAUAAUUAAUAAAACAAUUUAUUAAACUGCAAUUUACGGAUAUUUAAUUCAUAUUUAUUGAAAAACAUACCUUUACGUGAGUACUCGAAUUAACGAAAAAUUCUAUGUAACGAACAGGCUUGACAAUUAAUGUGUUCGUUAUUUCGGAAAAGUACUAUAUUUUGUCCUUUUAUGAAAUAGAAAAUAAAAACAUCACAUUAAUUUCAAAAAUGUAUUAAUAUUUAACACAUAAUGCCCGGUUUCAAAGGCCAUAUUUAUGUUGUGCUUAAGAUAAAAUAGGGAAAUAGUGUUUUACAAUUCAUUCUUAAGUUAUGCUUAUAUACUGAAAAUUGGAGACUUAAGCAGUAUUUAAGUAACAGCUGAUUUUUGUUUUGAAUUUUCAGUUAUUUGUGAAAAGAAAAAUAAGAAUUAUUUUAUGGGAAAUAAAAUAUGGAAUCGGAUUGGGAUUGCGAUUUGGACAGUGACCCAGAAUACGAAGAUCUGUGGAAUAUUAUAAUAAUGCGACGAACAAAAGAAAUCAUAUCCCAGACAAAAUUCUUCAAGCUAUAUAACGAUAAAGAUUUCCGCGACUGAUUUCGAAUUAGCAAAGAAACAGCCGAUUGUAUACGACUACAAAUUGAGCAUAAAACCAAGUAGUAAAUCUAAUUCAGUGGUCGGUACGAGAGGAAUUGUGACUGUGUAGUAGCGGAGACGUUGUGACCACCAGAUUGGAGGGUGAUGCCAAAGAACUCUGGCUAAUCUCGGCCUAUAUGCCGCACGACGACGAGGUGGAACCACCUCCCGCUAUACUGAGAAAGGCUCUCUGGGAGGCCAGGCGAAGGAAAGUCAACGCCAUCAUUGGCUCGGACGCCAACGCAAGACAUACUGUCUGGGGAAGCUCGGACAUAAACGUUAGAGGUGAGUUGCUCUUUAAUUUUAUAAGUAGCGUUGAUUUAUUUAUAUGCAAUAGGGGGAACUCCCCUACGUUCGUGACUGCGGGUAGGGAGGAAGUCCUCGACCUUACCCUAGUAUCUAGGGACGCCGUACCUUUGAUCUCGGAAUGGAAGGUUCUCAAUGAUCACUCCUUUUCGGACCAUAGGUAUAUUAGUUUCAAUCUGGACAGAGCCUGUCCAGUACGCAAACCUUUUAGGAACCUUAGGAAUACAAAUUGGGUUCUAUAUUGUAGGAAGCUUCGUUCAGCUCUUCCGGCAGCGCCCCCACGAGACUCAGUUCUCUCGGCCAAUGCGAUUGAUGAGUGUGUCGAAGUUUUCAGCUCUGGGUGCAGGAUGGCCCUUGAAAGUUCCUGUCCUCUGAGAUCUCAGAAAGGCAAAGGGAAACCUCUUUGGUGGACGCCGGAACUUUCGGAGCUCAGAUCUUCUAGUCGAAGGUUCUUCAAUAAAGCUCGUAGAAGUGGUCUAGGUGACGAUUGGGCUUUGUAUAAGGUGGGACUUGCCAUUUUUAAGUCUGAAAUGAAGAAGGCCAAACGGUCUUCUUGGAGAGCCUACUGCGAAAGCGUGGAAGGCUGCCAGGAGUCCUCGAGAUUUGGGCGUAUUCUGUCCAAGAGCCCAAUAUCCGUGGGUUACUUGAGAGAUGGUGCUGGAGAGUGGACCUCGAGCAGUGAGGAGUCACUACUUUACUUAAAGCUUCUUUUGGAUGCUCAUUUCCCAAAAAACCAAUCUGUGGAAAGAGCUUCCCUCGGAGAGCUUCAAGGGGGCGAAAGCGCCUUCGUAAACCUUCUGGAUGAUCGCCACCUAACCUGGUCGUUGAAUUCUUUCAAACCUUUCAAGUCCCCCGGACUAGACGGCAUUAUACCUGCGCAGCUACAGCGAGCGAUAGGGGUACCCCGCAAGGUAGCGUUCUCUCCCCUUUGCUCUGGAUCCUGGUGGUGAACGACCUACUGGAGGAACUUGAAAAUCAAGGCUGUCGAGUGACGGCCUAUGCUGACGAUGUAGCCCUUUUGGUCAAAGAAAAAUUCCUAAACACCGUAUAUGAAAUGACCCAAACGGAACUCGUCUUAUUCACAAGAAGAUACAAAAUUCCAAAUGUUACUCUCCCGUCAUUGCGAGGCUCCAGUCUGCAACCUGCGGAUAAGGUGAAAUACCUGAGGCUUAUUCUUGAUAGGAAGCUCUCAUGGAAGCCAAACAUCGAGGAGAGGGUAAGAAAGACUUCGGUAGCUCUUUACUGCUGUAGAGGGGCUAUUGGAAAAAGGUGGGGUCUCUCACCGAAAGUGGUUUUAUGGUUGUAUGUGACCAUUAUUAAACCUAUAAUGUUCUAUGGCGUUGUGGUCUGGUGGAGGGCAUUCGAGAAAGUCACACUAGCUAAGCAGCUGGAGCGUGUCCAAAGAGCGGCUCUCAUUGGUAUCAGCGGAGCGCUAAGAACAACACCAACAAUGGCUCUAAAUGCCAUUUUACACGUCGCAUCUGUUGAUAUCGCCGGUAGGUGCACUGCGGCAAAGGUCGCUGUCAGACUCAGAGACGCUGGGUACAUGAGCGGUACCAAGCAGGGGCAUUCUGAGAUUCUCCGUCGGUUCGAUUGCAUCCCUGACAACUUGGACCACUGCACUGCGGAACCGUCCCCUAGAGGCUUCUUCUCUACACAUGUACCUACGAGGGAUAUGUGGGUGGGUAGAAGUCAAUGGAGGAAAAGUGCAGUCAGCUUUUUCACGGAUGGAUCGAAGCUUAAGGGAAAGGUGCGAGAGGGAGUUUUCUGCAGAAAGCUUUCUAUCAAUACCAGCUUUAGGCUACCUGACCACUGUAGUGUCUUCCAAGCAGAGGUCGCUGCAAUCAAAGUAGCAGUGGACGCACUGCUUCGUAUGGUGACCUCUUUUAGAGAGGUAUGUAUUCACUCCGACAGCAGGGCGGCAAUACUGGCAUUGGAAUCGAUGACGGUACGCUCUGUGCUAGUUAAGGAGUGUCUUAGAUCCUUAUCAAUAGCCUCCAGCUAUUUUGCAAUCCGACUAGUGUGGGUACCCGGUCACCGCGGGAUCGCUGGUAACUGCAUAGCGGACAAGCUUGCAAGGGAGGGUACCCUAGCUACAUUGACGUCGGAAUGGGAGUGCAUUGGUAGUCCAUGGUCCACCUGCGCAAGAGCGCUGGACAUGCAGACUACGCAUGAGCUCGUCAAGCGCUGGUCAACUACCAGUACUUGUGCAGUGGCGAGGUCCUUUUGGCCCUCUGUGGAGCGUAAGCGGUCCUUUCAACUGCUUUCUCUGGGCAAGGUUCAUCUCAGCGCAAUCAUAGGGUACUUACUGGACAUUGUCCAAUGGGUACCCAUGCGGUUAGACUUGGGAUCGUGGCAGAUGCUAGUUGCCAAAGCUGUAUGGAGGAAGGCGAGAUGGAAUCAUCUAAGCAUUUCCUACUGCACUGUCCAGCUUUUGCCAGACUGAGGUUGAAACACCU